This is a messenger RNA of Cajanus cajan (pigeon pea), 1574 nucleotides long. RefSeq lists its product as uncharacterized. Gene Ontology annotation, cellular component: nucleus. Lineage: Eukaryota; Viridiplantae; Streptophyta; Magnoliopsida; Fabales; Fabaceae. The record is from RefSeq and is a predicted model, not a curated record.
CUCCCUCCACCACUACCUACACUUCCUUACUCGUGAAACCUUUCCAACUAGUUCUUAUUUGUUCUACAUUUCAACCUUUCAUUUUCAUUAUAUUGUUGCUGCUUAUGAUGGCUUCGAGGGUGGUUUCGCUUAUGGUGAUGAUGGUGAUGUUGUUUGCCAUGAGUUGUAACUGCACUAGCGUUGGCCACAUGCCUUCAACCAAAGAGGAUGGUCACGAUUAUCAGGAGGCCAAAGCCAAGACAACACAAACUGCGAACAAGGCCAUGGAAACAGGCCAAGAGGGCAAAGAAGCCGCUGAGUCAUGGACAGAAUGGGCCAAAGAGAAACUCAGUGAAGGACUUGGCUUCAAACAUGAUCAAGAACCUAAGGACACCACCACUAAGAAAGUCUCUGACUGUGCCACUGACACUGCACACAAAUCAAAGGAAUGUGCUAGUCACGCUGCUCAGAAAUCAAAGGACUAUGCUGGUGAUGCUGCACAGAAGACCAAGGACUAUGCUGGUGAUGCUACUCAGAAAUCAAAGGAUUAUGCUGGUGAUGCUGCUCAGAAAUCAAAGGAUUAUGCUGGUGAUGCUGCUCAGAAAUCAAAGGAUUAUGUUGGUGACACUGCUCAGAAAUCAAAGGAUUAUGUUGUUGAUACUGCUCAGAAGACCAAGGAUUGUGCCACUGAUGCUGCACAGAAGACUAAAGAUUAUGCUGCUCAGAAGACCAAGGACUAUGCAAGUGAUGCAAGUGAUGCUGCAAAGAAGACUAAGGAUUAUGCUGCUCAAAAGACCAAGGAAUAUGCAAGUGAUGCUGGCGAUGCUGCACAGAAAACUAAAGAUUGUGCUGCACAGAAGACCAAGGACUAUGCAAGUGGUGCUGCACAGAAGACCAAGGACUAUGCAGGUGAUGCUGCGCACAAGGCCAAGGACUAUGCAGGUGAUGCUGCGCACAAGGCCAAGGACUAUGCAAGUGGUGGUGCUGAAAAGGCCAAGUACUAUGCAAGUGACGGUGCACAGAAUGCCAAGGAUUAUGCAAGUGAUGCAGCGCAGAAGACAAAAGACUGUGCUGGUGGUGCUGCUCACAAGUCCAAAGAGGCUUCUGAAUAUGAAACUGACUCGGCUCAGAAGACCAAACACUAUGCUGAUGAUGCUGCUAAGAGAAGCAAAGAGGCGUCUGAAUAUGCCAGUGAUGCGGCUCAGAGGACCAAAGAGGCUUCUGAUCAAGCCAGUGACACAGCACAGAGUACAAAAGACUACUACAGAGAAAAAUUCCAAGACAUUGCGGCUGAGGCUGGUCAAUACAGUGCAGAGAAGGCUAGAGAAAUGAAGGAUGCAGCAGCAGAGAAGGCUGGUGACAUAGCAAAGGCUGCGAAGCAAAAAUCAAAGGAGAUGAAGGACAAAUUAGGUGGACAACACCGUGAUGCUGAGCUUUGAAUCACCUCUUCUGCCACAAAAUAAUCUUGUGUGUUUGUUUGUAUAUAGUGGACUGUGUCUUUGUGUAAUGGUCGAUGAUGGAAUGUUUUCUUCAACUUUAGUUCAAAAAUAAUACAUGUCAUUUCUUCCAAUAACAAGUGCAAUGCUUCUAGUAUC